UAGUGGUGUAAAAAGUAAAUACAGACUUUUUAUAGCAUGUUCUUUAUAAAUUAUUUAUAUAAACCACAUUUUUAUAAAUACUAAAGCUAUUAAAAGAACUAAAACAAUGCAGCGACUACGUAAAGUACUUCCAUCUUUGGCCGUAAAGCAUCACAAACUACUUAAGUCUCAUAUAAGAAAUCAACUUAGAUGCCUUUCUACAAUUGACCACCCCCCUGGAGCGGUAGAGAGAUCUACAUUCUCUAUACCACAAGGCACCUUCGGCCAAGCAACCUGUCACACCCAUCCGCACUUGAUCCAACAGGGGCAUCUUACUUGCGGGAUCACACAAAAAGAAUAUGCAGAGAGGAGAGAAACUUUAAUUAGCAGACUUGUGAGUGAAGCUCCAAAUGUGCACAAAACACAUAUUGUAGUAAUCCCAGCUGCCCGCAAACAAUUCAUGUCUGAUAAAAUACCUUAUGUGUUUAGACAGAAUUCGGACUUUUUCUAUCUUACAGGAUGUUUAGAACCUUCAGCUAUACUAGUCAUGAUUAAGCCAGCACACAGUGACACUUUUAAGAGUGUACUAUUUGUUCACGAGAAAGACAGUCAUGCAGAACUGUGGGAGGGUCCUCGAACUGGCUGCACGGCUGCCACACAGCUGUUUGCUGUGGACGAAGCUAGACCAGUUGACAGUUUUAGUGUAUACAUCAAUAAGUUAGCGGUAUCAUCCAAACCUUCCGUUCUGUGGUACCACAACGAAGCGCCUGCAAACCCUGAAAUCCACAGCACGAUACGCUCCGUGAUACGUCCUGAAACACAGGUGACGUUGGCAGAUCCACAAAGAACGCUUCACUUCAUGAGGGUGAUCAAGUCUCCAGCCGAAGUGGAGCUGAUGAAGGAGGUGUGCUACAUUGGGUCACAGAGUGUUAACACAGCAAUGGCCUGCACCAAACCCGGUAUAUCGGAGCACGCGGUGUGCUCGGUGCUGGAGCACAGCGGGCGCGUGAGUGGCGCGGAGCACAGUUCGUUCCCGGCCGUGGUCGCGGGGGCCGCCCGCGCCGCGCACAUACACUACGUCGCCAACAACCAGCUGCUCAACCACGGGGACCUGCUGCUCGUCGACUCUGGCUGUCAGCGUUGGUUGUACAACUCUGACAUCUCCCGCACGUGGCCGGUCUCCGGACUCUUCACGCGCCACCAGAGGAUCCUGUACGAGCUGGUGCUCGCCGUGCAGAAACGCUUAAUAGAAAUCCUGGGGGAGCACCGCCCCGCGCUGGACCAGCUGUUCGACAGCAUGUGCCGGCUGCUGGGCACGCAGCUGCAGCAGGAGGGGAUACUGCCCAAGAACAUCGACGGGCACGAACUGAUCUCGAUGGCGUACAGCCUGUGUCCGCACCACGUGUCCCACCACCUGGGGCUGGACGUGCACGACGCGCCGCUGGUCCGCCGCGCCACGCCCGUGCUCACCAACAUGAUCGUCACUGUCGAGCCCGGUAUCUACAUCCGGACGGACGACACCCGGGUGCCGGAGGAGUUCCGCGGCCUGGGUAUCCGUAUAGAAGACGACGUCCUCAUCACGGACGGGGACCCGCUCGUGCUCACCGACUCCUGCGCCAAGGAGGUGCAGGAUAUAGAAGCCAUAGUCGGGAAACAGGCUUACUGAUGAUCAUUCAAACCAACUUAACGUAAUUAACUAGUGCAUAUGUUUUGGACAAAAUGCGACAAAAAUAUACAAUUUAGCCUGUGAGAAAAUGAGAUAGAACAUUAUAUUGCGAAUUUGAUACGUAUUGUUUUACUAGUUUCAUGUAUGGAUUAAAACACUUAAUUAAUUAAUAAGUAUUGUUUAAUAUGAGCAGCGUACACAUAACCGAACACUGAGGAAAAAGACAAGAAGGAAGUUGAGUAAAGAGCGAGAUAGCUACAUUUUAGAAUGACAGGUAUCGAAUGCGUUCAGGAAUUGGUUUGAUUUCUCACAACUAGUAUUGUGACUUCGAACAGAUUUUACUAAGAGUUCCUUUAAUUUAGUUCCAUAGUUGUAAUAUAUGUGCAUUUUACAACUCAUUUAUCAGAA
This is a messenger RNA of Bombyx mandarina (wild silkworm), 2053 nucleotides long. Its product is annotated as xaa-Pro aminopeptidase 3. Gene Ontology annotation, molecular function: metalloaminopeptidase activity; manganese ion binding. NCBI's taxonomy places the organism in Eukaryota, Metazoa, Arthropoda, Insecta, Lepidoptera, Bombycidae. The record is from RefSeq and is a predicted model, not a curated record. Gene Ontology annotation, biological process: proteolysis. Gene Ontology annotation, cellular component: mitochondrion.